CAAGAAUCCAAACUCCCCACAAAGACCUGGAUACUCCCAGUGAUUUUUGAAGCUUCAUUCUGGCUUAUUACUUCUGGUCGCGGUCUUCCCGCGAGGUUCCUGAAAAGGCCUCAGCCGAAAUCAUGGCGCAAUCAGCUCCCUCUCAUCCGCCACUUACACCACAGUUCUGCUUCAACACACGCGCAUUGAAAGGUCAGCCAAUUGAUGCUCCUUAUCAAUUUACUAUAUGAAACAAGAUCCAUACUUACAAUGGCAAGCAGAUUUCCUACGGAUAUCUCGUAGCUCCGUCGACGACAGCAUAAUCCAGAAUUUAAAUGCUUUAUCCAAGCCAGUAGCAUUCAAUCCUUCUACCGCCUCGCAGCGAAGCCUCCCUUCUACAAACCGUCGAAGAAUAUCGCCGGAGACGUGUAGGACUUUCAAAGAAUCAGUCCUAUUUCCUUCAUGGCAAACUCGUUCAGAUGUUUUGACUUAUUGCGCAUCGGUGGCGACGAGUCCAGAUCCCGAUGACCCGGAGGCUGCAAUACAACAAUUGGAAGCUGAGAAGGCUGGGCAAAGGAUCAUAGACGAGAGACUGGAUCCGUACUCGGCACGGUAUUUUCCCAGGGAGUCGAGGACAGAAACGUUGGCUGCUGUGAUUAGGCAGGAGAGAGGGGUGGAAAGGAUUGUCAGAGCAAGAAGCUGGGGGUUGGUCCUUGAGAGGUGCGGGGAUGAUUGGAGGGAGUGGGAAGAUGCUCUGGGUCAGUGGAAAAAGAGCGCGGAGAAAAGACAGUAACAAUUGCCUGGAGAGAUGUUUCGGAAGGAAAUUUGAGUCUCGAAUUAGGAACUCCAAGUACAGCGCACUGUUUAGAUUUGAGCGGUUCGUGUUAGGUUAGCAGGUACCGGACGAC
Messenger RNA from Hymenoscyphus albidus, 887 nucleotides. The record is from the annotation of a GenBank genome assembly. Lineage: Eukaryota; Fungi; Ascomycota; Leotiomycetes; Helotiales; Helotiaceae.